AUGGAAGGAGGAGGAAGGUCUCUGUCGUUGUGGACAGGAAGGAGCUCUCACGACAUGUGGUGGGUUGCAGACUCAGGGUGGAAGGUGCAGGCUGACGAGAAGGUAUCGUGGGUACGUACCGCCGACCUUCCUUCCCUCCCUUCUCGAAAAGAAUUCAAGCUUAUUUCAACAGUCGCUGCACCAAGCUUUUUCGAAGUGGAGGCCAAUGUAAGUACGUACACAGAUAAACAGAGCAUCAAGGCCAAGGCUGAGCAAUGGGCAGACGCAGAAACGCAAGAAAAGGAACGAUUACGAUGCGCCGCCGAGGCUCAAUUCUCCACCAUAAUGGCAUUCCUCCUCAGCAGGGCCCAUUAUCCAUCACAUCCACUCAGCACACACAAGAUAAACGCCCUUUUCCAAGGCUGCCAAGACAAGACAAGCCCGCAGCCACCGCCGGCCCCACUAGAGAAGGUAUACUGCGUACCAAGUAUCGCUGCGCUGACCUUUCAGAGCGGUGGUCCGCGUGGGUGGAUUACUGUUGUAUUUCCUCGAGAAAUGGAAAGUAUCGAGGGUCCCACCACCCGCCCCAUCCUCUUCUCUGUGCACUCUCUUUGGCUCCCGACUGAGUACCGUCACAUCCGUCCAAAACGUUACUUUCUACCCGUGCCAGCAGUCAGCCAGCGGAACACGGAAGCAACGAAACGGAACCACGGGAAAAUAACCACUAAAUAUCCAUCCGCACCAGGUGGAGACUCGAUCGCCGAUAAAGUGUUGCCUCCAAUUCCGUUAUUCCGUGUCCCCAAUACCAAUACGACACGACCGCCGCCGCAACGGACAGCAUGUCGAAACGAGUCGUGUGUGUUCGUUGUUUAUUACAAAAAUGAGCAAGAAAAAAACGUGCCGCAUCUUCCACCUUUCCCGGGCCACACGAACAAGGAAUCCCGUUCCAGAAGAAGGAACAUCUAA
Molecule: messenger RNA, 945 nt
Organism: Colletotrichum lupini
Lineage: Eukaryota; Fungi; Ascomycota; Sordariomycetes; Glomerellales; Glomerellaceae
Exons: 7
Coding region: 1-945 (314 amino acids)
Source: RefSeq, a predicted model, not a curated record